Messenger RNA from Pezoporus occidentalis (night parrot), 1419 nucleotides. Its product is annotated as caspase-1-like. Gene Ontology annotation, molecular function: cysteine-type endopeptidase activity. Gene Ontology annotation, biological process: regulation of apoptotic process; proteolysis; regulation of inflammatory response. The record is from RefSeq and is a predicted model, not a curated record. The transcript has 9 exons. NCBI's taxonomy places the organism in Eukaryota, Metazoa, Chordata, Aves, Psittaciformes, Psittacidae. Bases 33 to 1199 code for a protein of 388 amino acids. Gene Ontology annotation, cellular component: NLRP3 inflammasome complex; IPAF inflammasome complex; AIM2 inflammasome complex.
GAAGCCGGGACAGCUUCUCCUGUCUGGGGGUGAUGACAGCAGACAAGCUGCUCCUGAAUGUGCGGCUGGACUUUGUGGAGCGUGCGAGCAAGCCACUCAUCUCCGGACUGCUCGAUGAGCUGAUGGCCCGAGGGGUGCUGAACCAAGAGGAAGUGGAAGAGGUGCAGGAUAGGUACACGCUGCGCACAGACAAGGCCCGCUGCCUCAUCGACUGCGUGCGCCUGAAGGGGCCCCGUGCAAGCCAGAUCUUCAUCGACAGCCUCCAGAAGCGCGAUGGCAUCUUGGCAGAGCAGCUGGGCCUGGCCACUGAUGUGGGGCCCUCAGGUGUGCAGCUGGCUUUCACCAGCCCCCUCAUUGCCAUCCAAGGCCAGCAGUGGAUCCGGCAGUGUUCCCUAAGCGAGUACCAGCACAUCAGGGCCACAGAGGGAGACCAGAUCUAUCCUCUCUAUCUGCCGCGGGAGUUGCGAACCCGCAGGGCCCUGCUCAUCUGCAACAUUGACUUCGAACACCUGAGCCGGCGGGUUGGGGCUGAAGUGGAUGUGCAGGGGAUGAGAGAGCUGCUUGAAGGACUGGGCUACGUGGUGGACAUCCACCUCAACUUAUCUUCCGAGGAGAUGGCUACAACCAUGACUGAUUUUGCAGAUCGCAAAGAGCACCACACCUCUGACAGCACCUUCCUGGUCUUCAUGUCCCAUGGGGUCAGGGCUGGGAUCUGUGGGACCAAGAGCAGAGACGAGGCCACAGACAUCCUCUCCCUCAAUACCAUCUAUGAGAAGUUCAACAACCAGCACUGCCAGGCGCUGCUGGGCAAACCCAAAGUGGUCAUCAUCCAGUCCUGCCGUGGAGGCAAGGUGGGCUCUGUGCUUGUGAGUGAUGCUGCAGACCUCUCCGUGCCUGCCUCCAGCUCUGCUCACACCACCUGUGCAGCACUGGAGGAUGAUGCCAUCUUUGAAGUCCACCUGGAGAGUGAUUUUGCCACUUUACAUUCCUCCACACCUGAUACUGUAUCCUGGAGAUCAGUAACAGGAUGCAUUUUCAUCCAGCACCUGAUAGAGCAGUUUCGAAACCAUGCCUAUAACAGCGACUUGGAGGAGCUAUUCCGAAAGGUCCAAUAUUCCUUUGGAAAAUUCCCCCGGCAGUUGCCAUCGAAAGAGCGAACUACAAUGCUCAGGAAGUUUUACCUCUUCCCAGGCCACUGAUCUCCUGACUAUGGUGAAAAAUCAAUACACGGACAGCAAGUGUUUGAAUUUGGAGGUAACAGCAGAGAGCUCAAGGCUCUGCUCCAGAGAGGCACUUCUUCAGAAAAGGAAGGACCAGAGGGAAAGCCCAGAAAGAGGAAAUCUCUAAACCAGCUACUUGUGCCCCUUUGCUAGGCAAUUGCAAACAGACCUGGAAUAAAACAGUCCUUGGUGUGCUAUC